Molecule: messenger RNA, 2037 nt
Organism: Beauveria bassiana ARSEF 2860
Lineage: Eukaryota; Fungi; Ascomycota; Sordariomycetes; Hypocreales; Cordycipitaceae
Exons: 5
Coding region: 1-2037 (678 amino acids)
Source: RefSeq, a predicted model, not a curated record
AUGGCCUCUUCAUCGCUUAGUCGCUGGCUCUCGCGAAAUGUCUGGAUUCACGAAAAGGAUCUCGCCAAAAAAGACGACGAUGUGAAGCUUCCAUAUCACAAUGGACAUGGUUGGCAGGCUGCUCGCACACCACGUCGACGCGCGGUGCUUCGCUAUGCCUUCUACGUGCUUUUCGUCAUCUUCUCGGUCACGAUAUUUCGUCGUUUAAUCUACUCUCCCGAGGAAGAUAUUGUACGUCCAUACUCGCAGUAUCGACACAAUGGUCCAGCGAAAGAGAGCCCACCGACGCAGCUCACCGCACCAAAAGCGACCCCCGGAACCGUACCCAUCGGCACGAAGCAUACCGACCACAGCCUCGAGGCACAUGCCGGAGACAAAAUAAGCAACAGCGCAAGAUAUUACAAGGGUGUCAUCAAGUUCCAUGCGCUCGCUCAAGAUCUUCUAAAGCUGAGCUCAGCUCCUCCCGGGCCGGGCAUCGACAGCGUCCUCUUCGCAGCAUCCAGCUUGCAGAGCGCAGCGAAUGUGCUCCCAAUGGCCUGUGAGAGAGCAGCCUCGCAGAAAGACCGCAUUUUGUUUGCCCUAUUUGGCGAUAGUGACAUUGACUUGCAACAGCUGCUCAAAGUCAAUGGCAUUGACGAGGCUUGCAAAAUACUGGCCAUCGAUGCUCGUGCUGAUCAGAGUCGUCAGCUGGACAACCCUCGUCUAGCAUUUGCUGCCGCGCGUGCAAUGCAUUUUCUCGCAACAUUUGUGAAACCUCUCGCCGUCAUUGUGGACGGUUCUUCUACCGAAGACCGUUCAUUCUUGGAUGGUAUCAAAGAUCAGAUGGUAGACGCUCCUCGGACCACUUUGAUCGAGCUGCCUGCUCGAGCCCAGUCUCGUCUUUCGUGGAUAUCCAAGUUGGAUGCCACUGCUUUGGCUGAGUGGAAUGAAGCGCACUUUGAUAUUCUGAUCCAUGCGCCACCUACAGGAACCGGAAACCUCAAGCGUCUCUUGCGAUCACUUGCGGCAGCUGACCUGGCAGGCCACAGCAUCCCCCACAUCACUGUCGAGCUUCCCCAAAAUCUUGACAUUUCGCUAGAGAGGUUUCUUUCCGGGUUCAACUGGCCUCAGUCCAGCCUUGCUGGCUCCAAAACCAGUAUGCUGACACUGCGACAUCGCAUUUUGCACAAAGAGCCUAGCCCAGUGGAGAGCGCUCUUGGUUUGCUCGAGUCAUUCUGGCCAAGUGAUGCUACGAGAAACCAUGUUCUUAUUCUAUCGCCUCACACGGAGGUAUCUCCACAAUUCUUUCACUAUGUCAAAUAUGCCUUGCUCCAUAGGCGCUAUGGCCUAGCUGCGAGCAGCGACGAUUCUCUCGAGCUCAUGUUUGGCAUUUCAUUCACCGUGCCCAAGACUCACAUACACAAUACGAAGCCACUUAAUUUGCCAGCGACUGCAAACAAAGGAUCCUCGUUCCUAUGGCAGGCACCUAGCAGUGAUGCCACGCUUAUAUUUGGCGAUCAUUGGGUCGAGCUGCACGGCUAUGUAUCGCAUAGUUUACAGACGCAAAAGGCAGGGACUGCUGUGCCUACCAUGGCGCAGUCCAAGGACGUUGCGGAGAAUCAGCCAGCCUGGCUAGAGUAUAUGCUUCAGCUUUGUCGUCUGCGCAACUACUUUACUCUGUAUCCGAGUAAAGAGACGGCAGAUGCCCUUGUUGGCGUCUAUGCUGAUCUACCCGAUGUGCCUGAUGGGCGCGAGAAGAGCAACGCAGACGUUCGAGUUGGAGCACAGAGAGGCAGUAGCUUCGACGCAGGAUCACAAGUGGAUAUCCUCAAUACUUUACCAAAGGGGGGCGCCCUCCCAAGUAUUCACAAACUUCCAGUUGUCUCGUGGGAGGGUGAAGUCAGCACCCUUGACCACAUGGUGGCAGAAUCGUACAAGCAAACGCUCGAGUUUCGACGCCAGAUUGGAACGUGCAAAGAUGUAGAAGCUCACGUUGCGCGCGACAGGUUUGCCGCGGAUCUGUUUUGCGCUGUCAAGGAGCAGAAGAGCGCGCGGUGA